Messenger RNA from Betta splendens (Siamese fighting fish), 1308 nucleotides. It is a transcript of the gene il12bb, whose product is annotated as interleukin 12B, b. The record is from RefSeq and is a predicted model, not a curated record. Gene Ontology annotation, molecular function: protein binding. Lineage: Eukaryota; Metazoa; Chordata; Actinopteri; Anabantiformes; Osphronemidae. The coding region runs from base 8 to 1099 and encodes 363 amino acids. The transcript is spliced from 9 exons.
CACAACAAUGCACGUGGCAGUUCCUCUUUGUCUUGGGGGUUUUUCACCUUCUGCUUCUGUUGUAUAUAACUUCAGUCGGCACGAGAACAAGCAGACAAACUGCUCAACAACAGCGCCACUCUGGCCAUUUAUCAAGAUGCGUGCAUUGCUCCUCGUGGCCCUUCAUGCUGCACUGUGCUGUCCCUCCUCUGGCAGCCAUGGCGAGAACAUACAGACACUGAUGGACCAUGUUCUGGUUCUGAGGGUGCCCUACGGUGUGGGCAGCCGUGUUCAUGUCUCUCUGACCUGUGGAGAAGCUUAUGAAAACCAGCCUGUGUUUUGGAAGAAGGAUGGUAUGGCCCUUAGUCCUCCAUUGCAGGGAAACCAGGUCAUGGUUCUGGUGGAAGAGAUGGUUGGAGGAAACUACACCUGUCACCUUGGUCCAGAUGGAGAAUACCUCAACCACACGAUGAUCCUCAUCCAACUCGACCCGGACAACAGAACUGUCAUACUGGAAGAAAAAUCCCCUGAAGAAGGUCACAUCCAUUGUUCAGCACCAAACUAUAAAGGCUCCUUCCACUGCACCUGGAGAAGGACACAGUCUAGAGCCAAUGCAGCUGUGCUGCUGGUGAAGGCAGAGCGGCACAUGGAACAGAUCCCAUGUGUGCUGGAUGCUGACAGCUCAGGCCUUCGCUGUGAGGACGUCAACUGCCCGUAUAACGAGGAGAAACACCGCAUCUCCCUCACACUUUACAUCUACAGCGCCUCUCGCCUGGAGGUCUACACGAAGACGUUCUACCUGAGAGAGAUCGUGAGGCCAGCAAGACUACCAAACCUGAACGUCAGUGACGGAAGGGUGUUCAUGUGGAGGUACCCGGAUUCCUGGGAGAAGCCUUGCACCUACUUUGGUCUGCACUUCCAUGUCAAGGUUGUUCCCAGUGGCCAUUUGUGUAACAGUGAAGAAUACAUAGUGAACGGUACCACUGAGGACACCAAGUAUGACGUCAGCUUGAAGACCAAGAAGUACGUUUUCUGCGUUCGAGCUCAGGAUAAGUUCACCAGAGGGCCGUGGAGCCCCUGGAGCCAGUGCAUAGUCAACAAACAACAUGUGCACUGCUAACGCUGUCACUGGACUGCAGACAUAACGGAAAGGAAGACAUUUCAGCAAACUACAACAUGAGGCAUUGUGAAUGUAUACGUGUACAGUAUUUAUUGAUCCUGCCUUCUAAGUAUAUUUUUUUAAUUGAUUCCUAAAAUUUAGUUUUUUUAUAACUCUCUAAGUUAUUCCUUAGGUAUCUCAGCAUUUCAUAAUAAACUAAUGAACAUUCA